AUGUCAAUCGAAUUUGAUCAGCUCCGAGAAUUAUUGCAGCAGCAACAAAAGCAGUUUGAAGAAGCGCAACUGAAGCUCAUUGAAUCACUGACUCAGAAACUGCAUAUCCAGACAGCAGCAGUCAGUACUGAUUUUAAAGUUGAUCCGCUUGUAUUCACCUGUAUUUUUUACUUUUGUUAUUUGCGCCGAGUGAAGCUGGAAAUAGCAGCGUGGUACCUAUCCCCAUCAUUUUCUAGGACACUUGGAACACAAAAUGCAACUAACGCUAACUACACAACCAAACAUAAGCAAAUUAAACAGGUUUAUGCGUUAGCCUUGAUAUCAAAACUGAAUCUGAUAGUAGAGGGGGUUUCGGAUGAGAACGGGCAUAUUGUUCAAAAGGAAGAUACCGAUGGGCUCAAUGCCCACUACUAUUCCUUAGAGUCAGGUUUAAUCAACCGUAAAGCAAUAGGAAACGGUGCGCUUAGCCAUGUGCACAUUGCCGUAGCCAAUCAGAAGCUAGCUUUCAGACAUCAAGAAAGCCAAUCGCAUUCAUGCUUCUGA
Molecule: messenger RNA, 543 nt
Organism: Opisthorchis viverrini
Lineage: Eukaryota; Metazoa; Platyhelminthes; Trematoda; Opisthorchiida; Opisthorchiidae
Exons: 3
Coding region: 1-543 (180 amino acids)
Source: RefSeq, a predicted model, not a curated record